GAUUGUUUGUGUGUUUGUCUGAUUGAUAUGUGUGUGAUUGUGACCAAAAUUGUAAAAGGAGAGAUAAGAGUAGUCUGUACUUCGGUGUGCGUGCGAACGGUUGUACUUAGAAAUUACCUGACAUUAAAUUAUAUAUAUUCAUUUUAAUUAUUUGUUUUUAAUGUGCCAUCCUCUCACAUUUUGUUCUUUACAAGAAAAAAAUUUAUUGAAAUAAAAUAAAAUGUUUUAUCAAAAGUAUUUAGAGAAAUGUAUACGUUUAGAUUCUCUCUUCUUCUUCAGAUUGUCAGCAAGGUUCUUCUAAGAGCCCUAUUUUGAAUAAAGCACAGUAGGGCAAUUUCUAUUUGUGUUACAUAUUUUGCAAACGUCCUGGGAGUAACCUGGUUAGGUCCACGCCAGAUUUUCCUAUAAAGGCUCUCUUGUGGCAAAUGAAAUUGUACUUUAACGGCAACUGAAGUUGAAAUUAGUGUAUACGUAACGUUAUUAUUAGAAUGAUUCUUGGAGAAACAAUGCACGCAAAUCUUGUCAUGUAGGUACCUAUUAUUCCUAAUUGCAGACAACCAAAUACAUUGACAAUCAGAAAACCAUCUAGUCUUCUGUAUAGGAUAAAAUCAAGAUGGCGGUUUUGCAAUUGGGCUUGUCCUCGUGACGUCAUUGGUUCAUCGGCAACCAGUUAGGAGGACGCGAAAGCUUCGAAACUCCGCCUCUACCUUGUAGAAUUUCAUGCUGACUAUACCAUAUAUACAGAGAAGACUUGGAAAUUUAAAUAGCUAGUCAGUCGUCCGUUGACUGCGGUUCAUUUCAGUUAAGUACUCUCAAGCGUAAUUUUUAAUGUUAGUAAUAUUUAUAAUAUUUAUAAACUGAAUAUUUUAAACGUAUGAGUCAAAAGUGUAAUAUAAAUAAUAUUAAAUAUAAUUUUUAAAAUGGAGUUUUAGUGUUAUUGGAUUUUUUAAAUUAAACAAAGUUCUACUAUGAUUUGUUGUGUUUUUAAAAAAAUAUGAAGUGAAGAUUUAUCUUUCUUGUAUGGAAAAAAUAGUGGUCAGAUACAUGAGUACCUAUAAAACAAAUAUGGAAUGUAGUGUGAAAAGUUUUUGUCUUUUAAAGUGAGUGAAUUUUGUUGUGUUUGCAUUCUUUGUCAUGGAUUCAUCAGUAGAGGAAACUGAACUAGAUGUUGAAUCUGUUAAUGAUGAAUUGGAAUCUGUCGAAGCUAAAAUGCGAUCAAUUCCGAAACCUUUUACAAUUGAAAGUUUAAUUGGCAAUAAGGGUCAAGCGGUAGGAGUCAAUAAGGAAUAUAUGAAGCCAAAUGAAAAAAUACGGGGAAAUGAACAAAACUCUGAUCAAGAAAAGGAAUUUUUUUAUCAGCAACAUUGUCUUGCGACGGCAACAUCAGCACUUCCAGGAUUAUUAUACAACUCGUGGUUACCAUUAAGAAUGUAUGGUGGCAAUAAUGGUCCAGUGAUUCCUUCUCAUCUCUCUGCAACUUAUCCCUCACAACAAAAUCAUCAAAGUCAAUUGUCUCACAAUUUGACUUUUGGUUUAAGCAACUAUCAUAGUUCGGUAUAUUCUGCUAAUCACACAAUUCAUCAAAGAACAAAUUUAACAGACAGCGAAGAUGACAGAAGCCUAUCACCUUCUUCUCCCAUUCAGGAUUUAUCAAAGUCACGUCAAGGGUCAGAAAAUGGACGAGUUUCGGCAGACAGUGAAGAUGAGAGUGGAGGAAAUGAGGCAGAGAGUAUUGGCCAAGGAUCCUCCUUAGCAAACAGUACGAGUAGUUCGAACAAUAAAGCACGUCGCCGACGAACGGCUUUUACUUCUGAACAGCUUCUUGAGCUUGAACGUGAGUUCCACGCGAAAAAGUACCUCAGCCUCACGGAACGCUCGCACAUUGCUCACGCCUUGAAGCUCUCCGAAGUGCAGGUAAAGAUUUGGUUUCAAAAUCGCCGAGCCAAGUGGAAAAGAGUGAAAGCCGGUCUCACAAGUGGAGGUGCUGGUCCAACCAGCCGACAUUCUGCAGGAAGUCAGCACUCGAGUUCUGGUCCCAGAAUCGUGGUCCCAAUCCCAGUUCACGUAAGUCGGUUAGCGGUCCGAGCUCAUCACCAUCAUUUGGAAAAGUGCCCUCAGUCCCAACCAAGAACCACAAAUUGUAAUAUCACCAACUCUUCAGCCCUCGGACAUCUCGGAAAUAGUCUAUCCUCUAGAAUUUCUUCAACCAUCUCCAAUGGUACAUCCUUGAAUCUUGGCUCAAAUACCCUCAGAGCUUUUUCUACUCCUCAACACACUAGUUCAGGAAGGUAGCCAGUAGUUUAAUUCAAUUAUUUAUUUAUCAUAACGUAUUGUACAAAUUAUAUCUUGAAUGUAGUACGAACAAAUUUUGAUAUACUCAAACACUAUCUCUUCCAAAUUAGAGAUUUUAUUCGCAUAUUUUCAACGUUUGAGUGAAUGUAUUUAUAUUUAUUAAAUUUAGCCGCAUUUUUAAAAUGUGA
Leptopilina heterotoma is the source of this 2480-nucleotide messenger RNA. RefSeq names its product homeobox protein unplugged-like (gene unpg). The transcript is spliced from 3 exons. Gene Ontology annotation, cellular component: nucleus. The record is from RefSeq and is a predicted model, not a curated record. Gene Ontology annotation, molecular function: DNA-binding transcription factor activity, RNA polymerase II-specific; RNA polymerase II transcription regulatory region sequence-specific DNA binding. Gene Ontology annotation, biological process: regulation of transcription by RNA polymerase II; regulation of nervous system development. NCBI's taxonomy places the organism in Eukaryota, Metazoa, Arthropoda, Insecta, Hymenoptera, Figitidae. Bases 1135 to 2292 code for a protein of 385 amino acids.